AUGGAGCGGCACAAAGGUUUUCAUAAUGCUAAUGUUACUCGUUGGAUAACAACUACUGGUACUUAUUCUGAAGAUGUUAGAACAUUUAAAGGACUUACAUUCUUGAGAGUUUUUAAAGCAGG
This is a messenger RNA of Racocetra persica, 122 nucleotides long. The record is from the annotation of a GenBank genome assembly. Lineage: Eukaryota; Fungi; Glomeromycota; Glomeromycetes; Diversisporales; Gigasporaceae.